GGCAAAGAGCAUCGGCCCAUUAAUAUGAACCACUACGCCACUAAGAAGAGUGCUGCUCAGAGCAUGCUAGAUGUGGCCUUAUUGAUGGCCAACUCGUCCCAAUUAAAGACAGUUCUCUACGUUGGGCCUCAGUACAGAUUCUACAUCCCUCUUGUUGUCUUAUUGUCUUUGUCCAUCACGCUGCAAGUCAUCGUUGGCCUAUUGCUUGUCUUUAUAGUGAAGUACGACUUGAAUGAUGUGCGCAAACACGCCAAGUUGAACAGAAUGAACAAUGUGGCAACUGUCUUGGUCUUCUUCACGGUGCUCAUCAACAUUUUCAUAACAGCUCUGGGCUUCGAAGGACACGCUCUCAGACAAUCGCAACAUGGCAUGAUGUUAGAAGCACCACCACAGAUGUCGCCUCAGCAUUCUGAGCUCAACAUGACGACUGCCUUGCAUUGA
This is a messenger RNA of Nerophis lumbriciformis (worm pipefish), 441 nucleotides long. The record is from RefSeq and is a predicted model, not a curated record. Lineage: Eukaryota; Metazoa; Chordata; Actinopteri; Syngnathiformes; Syngnathidae.